GUCCAUGUUAAGACUUUGUGCUCUUGUCAUCUCUGCGGCGAGCUGGCUGUCUUUCUCAUGGUGGUAUUGCGCGUUGGUCAAUUUUUCCAGCCCUCACAGACGUAGAGCCUUAUCAGCUUGUCCGCAUCAACCCUCGAAGUGAAUCUGCUUCUGAAGCGAGCAAACGGAGGUGGAUCUGCAUCUAUAGCUUUAAGCUGCUGAAGAAGCUACGGGUAAACAAGAUCUUAGCUGCAUUAGGAAGUUGCCGCAAGCAGUCAAAUUGUGGUUUGGCCGGAUCCUGCCAUACCAUGCUAAUCAUACCCAUUAAGCCAUACGCACAAUCGAGGUUGACGUCGACCUGCGUCUGCUCUCGACUUGACGGAUCAGUGCAGAAACACCACAUGAUAGCGGGACGGCGUUUGGUCGUCGCAUCGCAGGUGUGAUGCAGUCUCAAGCUGCUGUCUUGCAGGCCGCCCUGAAAACCCACAUGGAGCUUCCAAUUACUGGGCCCGGCAUGUCGCAACCAACACAUUGGGCAGACUACACCUGGCUGGUGACGAAAAUCGACAGAGAAAAGGGUGGCCGUCGCAUAGUAUCGAUGAGAGUCUUAAUGCUAGGAAUGAAAGGCCGGCAAUAGGAUGUUCGGGGCCCAUAGUCAGGCGGAAACCGAUGUUCGGCUAACAAUCGUGAUGCCAACAUGCGUUGCGCUUCGUCUCCUGGGCAUUAACGAAUGCUACCAUGGCUGGCAACCACUCUUCGAGAAGCCUCGCCAAAACAAAAUGUGGUUAGAAGUGCUUGAGGCGAAGAUCGAUGGCAAGAGAAACCGUAUGGCCACGCUGAUUUCGUCAAGCUCCUAGGACGCGGUCUGGGUAUUUCUGACACACCUGCAGUCCUGUUCGUCGGCGAGCUGAUACAUGCGUAUCCGGAAGCAAGGCUGACCCUAACAUAUCGGGAUUCUGACGCCUGGUACAAGUCAAACCUGGAAACAGUGGGAAAGCUUAUCGAUCAUCCUCUCACCAAAACUCUGAUACCGGUUGAACCUGCUCUUCG
Molecule: messenger RNA, 1029 nt
Organism: Baudoinia panamericana UAMH 10762
Lineage: Eukaryota; Fungi; Ascomycota; Dothideomycetes; Mycosphaerellales; Teratosphaeriaceae
Exons: 2
Coding region: 422-616 (64 amino acids)
Source: RefSeq, a predicted model, not a curated record